Enterobius vermicularis (human pinworm) is the source of this 975-nucleotide messenger RNA. The record is from the annotation of a GenBank genome assembly. Lineage: Eukaryota; Metazoa; Nematoda; Chromadorea; Rhabditida; Oxyuridae.
AUGGAGAUGGAAAACGAAAAAAUAGAAGUCGAAGACAGCGAAAAGCAGACAAAACUACAAGUGCUUCCAGAUACUUCAGUACCAGUAGAAUAUGUAGAGAAAAAAAUGCAGGAAUAUUUUAAGACAUCUUCUCGAUUUGGACCAAAUUUGAAAAUGUUGCACAUAGGAGUUGGACAGGGAUAUUUCUCUGUAGUGGCUCGAGUAUUUCCGGACUGGACUCCGCCAGACUCAAAACUCGAUAAGAGCUUUAUUGUCAAAGUCUCCAGUUUAGCAACCAGCAGAAAAGUUAUGGAGGAUGAAGAGGUAGUUAAAGCUACUGAAGCAGCUUCCUUGAAUAAAGAAGAAUUUUUAGGACGUAUGGACAAAAUUCGUAUUCAGGGGCAUAAUACUGAAGUAUCGUUUUAUUCGCUGGUGAAAAAGUAUAAAAUUGGUGUCAAACUCCCAGAAAUCUAUUUCGCUCAAAAGGUGUCACUUGAAUCUGAUUACGGCGGGUUAAUGCUCAUGGAGGAUGCAGGCGAAGCAUCUUUCGUUAUACCCCAGUAUGAAAAAACGAAACUUACCGACGUGAAGCAGUUUCUUGAUGAUUUCGUGAAAGGAAUACCUGACCGUGAUGAUCCCAAGCUAGUUCAUCCUGGUUGUAUUGUGGAAGACAUCAUUCGUUAUGUCUCCAGCGCAUUGAGUGUAACAGAUCGUCGGCAACAUUUUGACCAGUUGUUACAGUAUUAUUACGAAGAGCUGGAAAAAUCAUUUGGAGAUUGCCUAUCAUUUACGUGCGAUCAGCUGAAGCAAGCAGCUGUUCGCAUGAUCCCGUUUGCAACGGUACACAUAUUAUUUGCUUUUGGAAAAAUAACUGAGGCAGAAGUUCGAAGAAAACACCCAGAUCGCGAAAAAGAACUGAUAAAGUAUAUUAGGGAAAAUGCACUUGGACUUCUUGAAGAUAUCUGGCAAUGUUAUCAAAUUAACAGCAAAAAGUAG